This is a messenger RNA of Elaeis guineensis (African oil palm), 1007 nucleotides long. RefSeq lists its product as uncharacterized. NCBI's taxonomy places the organism in Eukaryota, Viridiplantae, Streptophyta, Magnoliopsida, Arecales, Arecaceae. The record is from RefSeq and is a predicted model, not a curated record.
UGCAGCAGCCACCGAGUUCUCCUAGGCGGUUUGCUUCUGUGACACCGAACCCACGCAAACUUGCUCGCAGCUCUUCAACUCUUUUUCCCCUUUUUCUUCCUAUCUUCCCUCUCGGGUUUCCUCCACUAAUCGUCGUUUUCUCCUCCAAUCAAAGGAUCACGAUCAGGAUCUAAUAGGGGUUGUACUAUUUUUGAAUCCAAUGGUAGAAAAACCAGCGAAAGGUACUUCAUUUGUACAAGAGGGUAAAAGAAUAGAUCGCAGUAACUAUGGAUAAGGUGGAAACCCAUCAUAGGGAGACUCAUGGAAUGAGCGAUGACAUGGAUGAGAACACACCAGUAGACAAAGUUAAAGGCCCAAAUGUGUUUGAACGAGCUAAGGAGGAGAUCGAGGCCAUUGUGGAGGCUAUCACUUCCAAGAAAGAAUCACAUCACGAUCCAACCACAAAGAAAGAGGAAAAUGUAAUGGAAGCACCUAAUUUAACCAUAAGGGCACAUGAAGAGGCAAAAACAUUGAACAGGGUUAAAACCCAUGAUAAGGAGACCCAUGGUACCAGCAAUGACAUUGAUGAGAACACACCUGUUGACAAAGUUAAGGGACCAAGUGUAUUUGAAAGAGCGAAAGAAGAGAUCGAAGCCCUUGUAGAAACAAUUCAUCCAAAGAAAGAACAUAGUAACGAGCGAGCAUGAAGUUGAUCUUCUUGGUCUUACAUCACCUUUCUUUAGAGGCUGGAUUAUUAAUCGAGCAAAGAAGGAAAAGGGUUGUCGCCAUGAUGUUUGAGAACUCACAGGUGAAUGAGUCUUAUGUGUUAAGGAUUGUUCUUCCUGUGAAUUUAUGUUCAGGUUGCAAGCAUAAUUAGUUUCUUGCUGCAAUUUUCUUUGAAAACAUAAUGAAUCAGUUUCCAGAAAUUCUACCUGUACAAACUUGGAUCUGUUAACAUGGUGGUCCUUCUCAGAUGUACAUGCUGUUGGUUGGUUGAUGUAUUGAUAAUGUACAGCUUUCCAUAUUUU